GUCCCCACGCCGCGCGCCAUCUUGGUUACGCCGGCCCGAGGGUUUCGCCUUGAGCCGGCCGCGGCGGGCACAGCAAGCAGGAUGGAGCAUUACCGCAAAGCUGGCUCUGUAGAGCUCCCCGCACCUUCCCCAAUGCCCCAGCUUCCUCCUGACACCCUGGAGAUGCGGGUCCGAGAUGGCAGCAAGAUUCGAAACCUGCUGGGGUUGGUACUGGGUCGGUUGGAGGGUGGUGGCACACGGCAUGUGGUGUUCUCAGGUUCCGGCCGGGCUGCGGGGAAGGCUGUCAGCUGUGCCGAGAUUGUCAAGCGUCGGGUUCCAGGCCUGCACCAGCUCACAAAACUGCGUUUCCUACAGACAGAGGACAGCUGGGUCCCAACCUCACCGGACACAGGCCUAGACCCCCUUACGGUACGCCGCCACGUGCCUGCGGUGUGGGUACUGCUCAGCCGGGACCCCUUAGACCCUACUGAGUGUGGCUACCAGCCUCCAGGAGCAGCCCCUGGCCUGGGCACUAUACCCAGCUCCAACUGUGCCCCCCGACUCCGAAGAAGGGCUCGAGACACCCGGUCCUGAAGACCUACUGAGCCUGAGCUGUACUCUAGGGCUGACUUCUUGGAAUGGCUGUGCCUUCUGUGAGAAGCACUCAACAUCCCACCAAGGCUUGGAUCUACAGAAGUCGUGCUUCCUCUUGAAUAUGGGACAGGACUGCCGUGAAGAAUGACAGUCGUGGGUUCUGGACUGCUCAAGAAGAGCUUAUGCUGCCUCGGCAUCAGAUCUGCUUUUUCUAACAGAGGUCCAGGGAGGGAGUUAGGAAAUAAAAGUUACGCCCGUU
Molecule: messenger RNA, 832 nt
Organism: Jaculus jaculus (lesser Egyptian jerboa)
Lineage: Eukaryota; Metazoa; Chordata; Mammalia; Rodentia; Dipodidae
Gene: Rpp25l
Product: ribonuclease P/MRP subunit p25 like
Exons: 2
Coding region: 82-573 (163 amino acids)
Biological process (GO): tRNA 5'-leader removal
Cellular component (GO): ribonuclease MRP complex
Molecular function (GO): RNA binding
Source: RefSeq, a predicted model, not a curated record